GGAAGUAAACUAGUAUUUCCGGGUCGGUAGUCGCUGAGUUGGCUCAGUAGAAGGCUGGACCGGACCGGACCCGGGCCUGUUGGAGUCCUUUAGGUGUCGGUGUGUCGGUGUGUCGGUGAUGCGGGUCUGUGCGGGUCCCUGCGGGUCUGUGCUGGUCUGCCUGGCCAUGCUGGUCUCGGUUCUGCCCCCCCUCAGGGCCUGGGACGCGGAUCUGGAGCUUCUGGACCUGGUCGAGGAGAUCCCGCAGACCUUCUACCACUUCCUGUCCGUGGACCAGGUCUGUGAUAACCGUCUCCAUGGUAACAAGCUCACGCUAACAGCUGCGUGACACGCGCACGGACGAGAUAACGAACCUCAUCAGUGUGUGUUUGUGUGUGUGUGUCUGCGUGCCACUGUGUAUGUGCGUGUGUCCGUGUUAAUAUAUAAACAUGAGUUAAUGUGUGUGUGCGCGUGUGUGUGAUGGACCCCUUGUUACCGCUGAGGGGGGGUCACGUGACCCUGAUCACAACUAAACCUGAGUGUUCAGGUAGAGAGAGAGAGAGAGAGAGAGAGACAUUAAAACAGAGAGAGAGAGAGAGAGAGACAUUAAAACAAAGAGAGAGAGAGAGAGAGAGACAUUAAAACAAAGAGAGAGAGACAUUAAAACAAAGAGAGAGAGAGAGAGAGAGACAUUAAAACAAAGAGAGAGAGAGAGAGAGACAUUAAAACAGAGAGAGAGAGAGAGAGAGAGAGAGAGAGAGAGACAUUAAAACAGAGAGAGAGAGAGAGAGAGAGACAUUAAAACAAGAGAGAGAGAGACAUUAAAACAGAGAGAGAGAGAGAGAGAGACAUUAAAACAAAGAGAGAGAGAGAGAGAGACAUUAAAACAGAGAGAGAGAGAGAGAGAGAGAGAGAGAGAGAGACAUUAAAACAGAGAGAGAGAGAGAGAGAGAGACAUUAAAACAAAGAGAGAGAGAGAGAGAGACAUUAAAACAGAGAGAGAGAGAGAGAGAGAGAGAGAGAUUAAAAAACAGAGAGAGAGAGAGAGAGAGAGAGAGAGAGAGACAUUAAAACAAAGAGAGAGAGAGAGAGAGAGAGAGACAUUAAAACAGAGAGAGAGAGAGAGAGAGAGAGAGACAUUAAAACAGAGAGAGAGAGAGAGAGAGAGAGAGAGAGAGAGACAUUAAAACAAAGAGAGAGAGAGAGGGAGAGCGAAUAAAACAAAACCUGAAAAUCAGAAUCAUGAAAAUAAACAAGAACAGCAGCUCUGAGUUUAAACAGAGUUUACAGGGAGAUUUUCUUCAGCCAGUCAUGUCAUCAUGUCGUCAUGUCUUCAACAUGACUCCGAUCUUCGAUCAGUAAAGUUCGUCAAAAAGAUCGUUAGAGUCUGAACGUGGAGGAGGCGUCUUUACACCGAGUUAGUGAGGUCAGGUUCACUCUGAGUGACCCUCAACAUCUCUGAUCUAAUCUCAUCAGGUCCUCUGUUGUGUGUCUGUUCUGUGUCUGUUGUAAUGUGUCUGUUGUAAUGUGUCUGUUGUGUGUCUGUUGUGUGUCUGUUGUAAUGUGUCUGUUGUGUGUCUGUUGUUCCUUCAGGAUGCUUCAGCAGCAGAGAUUAAGAAAGCGUAUCGUCGACUGUCUCUGAUUUUACAUCCUGAUAAAAACAAAGAUGAAGACGCUGAGAACCAGUUCAGACAGGUAACACACACACUAACACACACACACUUACACACACACACUAACACACACACACACACACACUAACACACACACACACACACACACACUAACACACUAACACACACACACACACUAACACACACACUCUCACUUCCAUAAUCAGCUGAUCUUUGUUUGUUUUUCAGUUGGUCGCCAUUUAUGAAGUCCUGAAGGACGACGAGAGACGACAAAGGUAGGACCCUAACAUCUACAACAUCUACAUCUAGGACCCUAACAUCUACAACAUCUACAUCUAGGACCCUAACAUCUACAACAUCUACAUCUAGGACCCUAACAUCUACAACAUCUACAUCUAGGAUCCAUUCUCCUUAAAGGGAUAUUCUGGCAACACAACUCACCUACUCUCUUCCAGCAGACGCUUGUUUGUAGAGAGACCUCAGACCAGUCCAUUACGGACUACAGCGGGGUGCCGCAGCUCAAGGAAGAACAUUUAUGAUUAUUACUUUAUCAUUUCCUUGAAGUAAUAAUCACCAUAUUAAUCAUUUUACAGACGCAGUAGUUCUUCUGUCUUAGCGUCUCGGUCUGAUUGUAUUUCCAUGAAGAAAUGAUCAGAAAUGUUCUUCCUUGAGCUGCGUCACCCCGCUGUAGUCCCUAAUGGACUGGCCUGAGGUCUCUGUACAAACAAGCGUCUGCUGGAAGAGAGUAGGUGAGUUGUGUUUAGUCUUUUUGUUAAAGAAAUGAGUCAAAGUUAAAAAGAUGUUUGGUGUCUAGUCCUAUGUCUGUGACCCUAUAUGUCCUGUUGAUGAAGUUAGGUGCUGUUCUGAGCAUUAUUUGUGGCUAUAGAGUGGCGUUUUGGUUGGGGGCGUGGCUCUCUGUAUUUCUAUCCUGCGGUCGUUACUAAAGUUGGUAUAACUAGAGAAGGAAGCGGUCGACAACAUUCAUCUCUGGAGGGGGGGUCUAACUCGGGGUUACGGUGGGUUUGACCCUAAAUUAAUUUUACUCCGGAAUAUCCCUUUAACUGAGGAGCCAAACAACUGAGAGUCAUCGGUUCACUGAGAAGACAGGUAAUUACAAUGUUACAGUGGUGUGUGUGUGUGUGUGUGUGUGUGUGUGUGUGUGUGUGUGUGUGUGUGUGUGUGUGUGUGUGUGUGUAUUUAAAGGUACGAUGACAUCCUGGUGAACGGACUUCCUGAUUGGCGUCAGCCCGUUUUCUACUACAGGAGAGUGAGGAAGAUGAGUAACGCCGAGCUGGGCUUCCUCCUCUUCCUCAUCCUCACGGUCGGACACUACGCCGUCAUCUGGUCCAUCUACCUGGAGAAGCAGCUGGUGAGACAGCCAAUCAGCACACAGCACCUGUCAGUCAGUGAGAGAGCCAAUCAGCACGCAGCACCUGUCAGUCAGUAGAACCCCGAUGACCCUGGUCAUGUGAUCUGCGUGUUUUCAGGACGAGCUGCUGAGUAAAAAGAAGAAAGAGAAGAAGAAGAAAGUGAGCUCCAGACCUGCAGAAGACCUCAGGUGUAUCGGUCAGGACAGGUGAGGCUCUGACAUCAUCACACUUCCUGUUUUUAGAUGGUUUUUUUAACGUCGUCGUUUUUUUCAGGGUUCUUCCGGACCGACCGCACUGGCACGACAUCCUCCCCCUGAAACUGACCAUCUGGAUCUACCUGUCCGUCAAGAACCUGCCCGCCACCAUACAGGUACGUCAAAAAGCCCGCCCACACUGGACAGGUGAGUUACCUGUGAGGUCAGUGCCCAACGUCCCCGAACCUGAACCAGGUCUGACUAUCAAAUCCGGCCGUUUGAAGUCUCCUCUUAAAGGGUCUUUGAUGAGGUCUGGAUCCACCUGGUGGUCUUCUGAAGAACCCUGAACAGGAACUUACCUGGAUCACACACACCUGGCUGACAUUGUUGAACCUCAAGCUCUGCGAAUGUUCAGCGUUUGGAGAACCAGGAUGGUUGGAGGUCCAGGUCCGGUCUCCAGUCAUCCAGGAUCUCUGUAACCUGGUCUCCAGUCCUGGUUCUGUAACCCGGUCUCUUUUGUCCUCUGGUGGUCCAGGAGGUGAAGCAGUACUAUGAGGACUACCAGCAGCUGAAGCAGCAACAGAAAGAAGAAGCUGAAGCCGAACAGGAAGUUGUCACUAGUGAGUUUUGACCUGCUGACCCUCUCUCAUGUGAUUCCCCCUAACCCGGGAUUUCCAUCUCAUCCAGAACGGCUCAGAUCCAGAACGGCGGCAGUCCUCGCCAUCCGCAAACUCCUACUGGAUCCGUUUGUGAGGCAAAUGUUGUGGCGGGUUACAAACGGCGGGAAUCACGAGAAAUCACAAGUGGAUUCACGUUCAAUCUCUCGAUAACGAGUCGUCUCUCUAAAGACAGACACAUAGACAUAUAAGCAGUAGAUUGUGUCCUUCCAGAGGAGGAAAUCUACUUCUAGACUUCUAGAAUCAGCAUCUCCUCAUCCAUGGUGUCAUCGGGGUGAAAUGGCGUCUAAAAACCUUUCACUUGUUCGUCUCCGCCCGUUUGCAUGGUGUGAAAUACGAUCCUCCUGAAACACGGAGUGUUUUAUUUUGAAAAGAAGUCGGAUGUUUUAUUUUGUGUCUGUGCCCGACUUCCUUUCCAGCACGGGUUCAUCUGUGCUGAAUUUAUCCGCCAUGCUCCGGCGUCCAGAAAAAAUAGAACUCUUGUGAUCAGCUGAGGAGUCCGGCGAUCCUCAGAGGAACGGAAAGAAGUCGGUGUAAAUUGACACGUUAACUUGAAUGGUUACGAUCAGCUACGAUCGGAGGAUACGACCUUUUAGGAGACGAUCAGGAUGAAGGUGGAGGUCGGGGGUCAGCCUCAAGUGCGAUUCGAUGUGAAUCUGCGGGUUCUUGUGAGUUCUUGCGAUUACCGCUGUCCAUAACCCGCCACAAAAUUCGCCUCACAAACGGAUCUGGUAGGAAUUGGCUGAUGGCGAGAAUUCACCGCCGUUUCGAAUCGGAGCCGUUCAGGAUGUGGUUGAAAUCCCGGGGUAGAAUUUCCUGUAAUGGUCAUGUGAUCCUGGUUUGACCCGAUGUUUCGUUCAGAGGAGAAGCGGCCGAGGGCGAAGAAGCCGAAGGUCGAGUUUCCUGUUUACGAUCCGUCCGAGGAGAACUUUCAGAACUACGACCAGACCACGUCCAUCGAGGAGAUCGAGGACCAGAUGGACGACUGGCUGCAGGAGAGCCGGGCGAGCAAGAAGAAGGUGAGAGAGACCGGGGGCGGGCGGCGCCCUUUGAUUGACAGUUUCAUGAUCAAGUCGACAGACGGGUGAAAAAGAGUUACCUGAUGACUGUAAGUGUGUGUGUGUGUGUGUGUGUGUGUGUGUGUGUGUGUGUGUGUGUGUGUGUGUGUGUGUGUGUGUGUCCUCAGGCUGCUGACUGGUUGGAGGAGGAGCUUAGCCUCCUCAGCAGGUUGAUGGUUAAAUUCCCUGGAGGAACUCCGGGUCGCUGGGAGAAGAUUGCCCAGGAGCUGGGUCGCUCAGUGUCUGAGGUAAACCGGUUUAGACCAGCUGGUUCCUCCUGGUCAGCAGAUGUUCCUCAUGAUUUAGAGGUUCUGAAGGUCUGGAUCAGGUUCUCCUUCGUGUCUCAUUAAAGCUCCUUUAGAUCAAGAACGACUGUGUUUACAUCAGACUCUGAUCUUCAUGUUUUCAUGAGGAACAUCUGAAACAUCUGCUGAAACACUCCAUCUGUGUCCUCUACAGGUGACGGCCAAGGUCAAACAGGUGAAGGACAACGUGAACCAGAACUCAGGUACUCAGACUCUCAUCCUCCUGAUCCACCCUGAUCCUUCAGGAUGAGGGUCCACUUCAGAGAUAGACCUUCAGAAACAGGUUCUUUGGUCAGGACCAGGUUCUCCUUCCAUUGUCAGGAUGAGGUUCUCUGAGAUCCUCCUGUAAUUUAGGGUCAGGUCGGACUGUGAGGAUCAGGUUCUUCGAGGUUCCAGGAUUAGAUCUCUGAGGUUCCUCUUCGAUCUUCAGGACCAGGUUCUUGAAAGAACUUCAAGAUGAGUUUAUUUCUCAUGUUUGAGUUAAACCGGGUCAACGAUGUAAAAAAACGUCCUGGAUGAGAAGAUCGUUCGACUCAGAGGAGAACCGAUGAGAACUGAGAGGAACACGGAAAAAAUGAGAAACGAACAGACGAAUAAAAAUCAAAUAUUUACAGAGAGAACGAGGGAGAACGAGGGAGGAGAGAGAGAGAGAGAGAGAGAGAGAACGAGGGAGGAGAGAGAGGGAGAGAGAGAGAGAGAGGGAGAGAGAGGGAGAGAGAGAGAGAGAGAGAGAGAGAGAGAGAGAGAGAGAGAGAGAGAGAGAGAGAGAGAGAGAGAGAGAGAGGAGAGAGAGAGAGAGAGAGAGAGAGAGAGAGAGAGAGAGGGAGAGAGAGGGAGAGAGAGAGAGAGAAGAGAGGGAGAGAGGGAGAGAGAGAGAGAGAGAGAGAGAGAGACGAGGGAGGAGACAGAGAGAGAGAUAGAGAGAAGAGAGGGAGAGAACGAGAGAGAACGAGGGAGGAGAGAGAGAACGAGGAAGGGGAGAGAGAGAGAGAGAGAGACGAGGGAGGGAGACAGAGAGAGAGAGAGAGAGAGAGAGAGAGGGAGAGAGCGAGAGAGAACGAGGGAGGAGAGAGAGAGAGAGAGAGAGAACGAGGGAGGAGAGAGAGAACGAGGAAGGGGAGAGAGAGAGAGAGAGACGAGGGAGGAGAGAGAGAACGAGGGAGGAGAGAGAGAGAGAGAGAGAGAGAGAGAGAGAGAGAACGAGGGAGAGAGAGGGAGAGAGAGAGAGGGAGAGAGAGAGAGAGAGAGAGAGAGACUAGGGAGGGGGGAGAGAGAGAGAGAGGGAGAGAGAGAGAGAGAGAGAGAGAGACGAGGGAGGAGAGAGAGAGAGAGAGAGAGAGAGAGAGAGAGAGAGAGAGGGAGAGAGAGAACGAGGGAGGAGAGAGAGGGAGAGAGAGAGAGAGAGAGAGAGAGAGAAGAGAGGGAGGAGAGAGAGAACGAGGAAGGGGGAGAGAGAGAGAGAGAGAGAGAGAGAGAAGAGAGGGAGAGAACGAGAGAGAACGAGGGAGGAGAGAGAGAGAGAGGAGAGAGAGAACGAGAGAGAGAGAGAGAGAGAGAACGAGGGAGAGAGAGAGAGAGAGAGAGAGAGGGAGAGAGAGGGAGAGAGAGAGAGAGAAGAGAGGGAGAGAACGAGGGAGGAGAGAGAGAACGAGGAAGGGGAGAGAGAGAGAGAGAGAGACGAGGGAGGAGACAGAGAGAGAGAGAGAGAGAGAAGAGAGGGAGGAGAGAGAGAACGAGGAAGGGGAGAGAGAGAGAGAGAGACGAGGGAGGAGAGAGAGAACGAGGGAGGAGAGAGAGAGAGAGAGAGAGAGAGAGAGAGAGAGGGAGAGAGAGAGAGAGAGAACGAGGGAGGAGACGAGAGAGAGAGAACGAGGGAGGAGAGAGAAGGAGAGAGGGAGAGAGAGAGAGACGAGGGAGGAGAGAGAACGAGAGAGGAGAGAGAGAGAGAGAGAGACGAGGGAGGAGACAGAGAGAGAGAGAGAGAGAGAGAGAGAGACGAGGGAGGAGAGAGAACGAGAGAGGAGAGAGAACGAGAGAGAGAGAGAGAGAGAAUGAGACGGAGGAUAAAACAGAAGAGAAAUGAGGGAUGAGGAUCAUCAUCAGAUUAUCAGAUAUUCUACUUUUUUAAACAUGAUCAAUAAUGAUGGACGAAUAUCUGAACAUCACAGAUGAUUCUGGAAAUGAACGCGGUCAGAACUAGUGCUGCAACUAACCAUUAUUUGUUUGUCGACUAGUCGUCCGAUUAAUCACGAUCAAUCACGAUCUUCUUUAUUUAUAAACGCCUCUUUCCGGGGUGUCGUCGGCGUUUCAGGUGCUCAUGCAUCGCCGUGGUGCCGCCAUGGUAGGACAGCUGAGCUUUGAUCGACGUGUUUUUUUGGUUUGUUCUCCGUAAAAUGUUCCCAAACUUUUGAAGUUUUGGGUCGGGGUUUUGGAGCGUCUUCUUCAGUUUGUUCUGCCAUAAUGUGUGCACUCUUCUUCUGCGUUUGCCCGCGGGAUGUAAACAGCGAGCGUUACUGCCCCCAGCACAUCCUGUAGUGAACUGCAGUGAUAGAUGAGCGUGAGGCGCCGGCGUGUGAUUCUUAACAACAAUAACACGACGCGUCGACGCUUCGUUUUCGUGUCGAUGAAUUUGUCGUGUCGACGUAAUCGAUUACGUCGACUAAUCGUUGCAGCCCUAGUCAGAACCAGGUUCUUAAGUCAGGACCUGGUUCUUAACUCGUGACCCGGUUCUGUAGGUCCCGGUUCUGCAGGUUCUGAUGACCUCUGUGUGUUUUCUUGGACCAGGUCUGGUUAAACUCUCAGAGUUAAAAGGACCGCCUCCUCCUGUGAGGUCACUUCCUGUCCCCGAGGGCGUGAUGACACAGAAAGAGGGCGGAGCCUGUGUGGAGGAGCAGGUGGAGGGGGAGGAGUCAGCCGCUUCAGUCCGGAGGCGGAUCAGGAAACCAGCAGCCGAAGGUGGUGAGGCAAAGGGCAGAGGUCGCCGUCAGCGAGAUUUUGACCCCACAGCGGCGUUGGAGGAAGAGGAGGAGGGGGCGGGGCCUCAGGAUCAGGUCAAGGCUGAACCCGCCUGGACUCAGAACCAACAGAAACUUCUGGAACUGGCUCUGCAACAGUUCCCCCGAGGAACCGCCGAACGCUGGGACCGCAUCGCCAAGGUGGUCCCCGGGAAGUCCAAGGUAAGAAAGACCCCCCCCCUUCAGGUUAGACCGGAACCAGGACCAGGACCAGAACCAGAACCAGGACCAGGAGGAUUUAUUGAUUAAUGAAAAAAGAAGUUUUUAAUAAUGACAUCAUCACCAAGGACAAACCGAUCAAUACAUCAACAUGUCUGCAGCAACAUCAUUGAUCAAUACACCGAUCAGCUGAUCGUCUGACUGAUCCAUCUGUUGAUUGAUUAUUAAAGGGUUGAUUAAAGUAUCGAUUUAGUGAUUGAUUGACCCCCGCAGGGUUCUCUGGAUGUAUUGAUGGGUGUAUUGAUGUAUUGAUCAGUGUAUUGAUGACCUCGGUCCCUCUCUUCCAGGAGGAGUGUAUGAUCCGGUAUAAGAUGCUCGCAGAGUUGGUUCAGAAGAGGAAACAGGCGAAGAGCUGAUGAAGCGUGCUGAUUGGUUAAUCAUUGAACAGGUAAAGACCAGGUGACCCGUGGUCAGUGUUUGAACACCUGUCCAGGUGAGGUGCCUCCUGAUUGGACACUGAUGAUAUUUUUGUAUUUGUGUGACUCAGAGUCUCACCUGAUCAGGUGUGUUUUUAAAACAAAGGAAGCAGUAACCUGACCUCUGACCUUCCAGCUUCAUGUGCCUUAGCUCCGCCCAGCAUGCUGUCAAUCACCUCUAUUCAACUGAUCAAUAAAGUAUUUAUUAAACAGUUUGUUUU
This is a messenger RNA of Xyrichtys novacula (pearly razorfish), 9087 nucleotides long. The record is from the annotation of a GenBank genome assembly. Lineage: Eukaryota; Metazoa; Chordata; Actinopteri; Labriformes; Labridae.